AUCGGAAUUGUCAAGUAAAUCAAGUGUCAAGUCAAUGUCAUGUUAGUAAUAGUAGCGAUUUACUGAAGAAACGAAUGAAUGAAUAGGGAAAAGGAUAGUUUUAAAUUUGUCUUGUGGUGUGAUCAUUAUUAAGUGUCGUCAUUGCAAAUUGAAUUAGAAAGCCAGCAAAUCACUUGAACAGAAGCGUGUGUUUAUAAUGAUAGUCUUAAGUUGACGUAACGGUGGCCUAUUCCAAUAACUUGAUUAUUGGAGUAAUGCUGCCACGGGCUCAAGACGCUUUCGUAACAAACUAAAUGGCAAAACAUUAGAUAAACACAAAGAUGUAUGGUACUAAUGGCUCGGAUUUUCCUCCCGUUACCGAGGAUACGUUUUGUAAAUAUGUUUUAUACUACGAGAUAAAUAAUUCUAGGGUCCGUAUCUGGGAUUUGAUUAUUUUGAUACCAAACGCUUUGUUUGUGCUUUUCUUAGUGGUAAGAUUUAACAAAGCUCAGUUGAAAUUACGCGCUACGAGUAGUCCUAUAUUCUUGACAUUCUACACGUUGGUAUGGGGGAACGUGAUCAUAAGUCUGGUGCGGUGCGCCGUGUCUAUGACUGUGAAUGCAUCUGUACCACUUGGAGGGCUUGUGGAUAAGGUCUUAUGGGUCAUGGUACGGUUCUUCCUGCUGGCCACAGAAAUGAGUGUUGUCAUAUUUGGACUGGCUUUUGGUCAUUUGGACAGCCGCAGUAGUAUUAGAUAUGUGUUACUUGCAACAUCACUCUUAUCCCUUGCAUUUACCGUAACACAAGGCACCUUGGAGAUUGUAAUGCCAGAUGACAUGUUCCAUGUUGACACCAGAGACUAUGACCUCUUUGGUCAUGGUGGGAUGCUAUUCUGGUUCACAUCCUCCUUAGUCUUUGCUCUUAUAUACUUUUUAAUAUUACUGCUACCAUGGAUCCCACUUAGAGAAUAUCUGGCUUUACCAACUAAACUGUCUUUCUACUUAUACGUGUUGCUGCUGGCGCUGCUCGACACGACCCAGGCAGUGGGCGCGGGCCUCCUCGCCUGGGGCAAUAUGCAGUCGGGGCUCUGCGUCGUCGACGUCACGACUUGGCUAUACUUCUCUCUGUACACUCCACUCGUCUAUCAUACAUUCCUCAGCGAAUUUUUCAGUGUAUCUCAACCAAGCAUCAUGUUCUCGUACAAGGCUCAGAUGGACGAGCCCAUGGACGAAGAUCAGGUAUCCUUGCCUCACCAGCAGAGCUUUAGCUCACUCAAAACUGAUUCUGAUUAUAUCUAUCAGCAGAGUAACAGCGUGUAUGACAGCACGUUGUUCGAGGCCGGCGGGACUACGCCAAUGAACCCGGUGUACAGCGCGUCGCUACAGAGCCCCGACUCGAUAGCGUCCGGGCAGUCCAUAGACAUCGCGCCCAACCCCGGCUUCCAAAGCCAAAACAUGCCCUCAACAUAACAACAAUGACGAUAUAACGAACGUUAUUGUGUUACAAUUCCACACAUCCAAAGAAAAAAACAUUACUAACUAUAUUUAGAGUCGCGUAACUAUAGAAACUAAAGAGGUUAACAGUAGGUAGUCGAUUGUUUUCUACAUUUUUGAAUCUCAUCUCUUAUAUUUACCAACUUAUUUUGUCUUCGCGUACCAUUUAUUUUUGUGAUAAGCAAAGCCAGUGAUCAAAUCGAAUUAAUUGAGACUGCAUUUCAUCCAACUUCUGCUAAUAUAAAAUACCUAUGCAUUGUGUAAUGGAUCCAUCCAUAAGAUUUUGACAUUAGAUUAUAUUAUCAUAGUGAUUAUAAUGUAGGUUUAUUAUAAAAGUUGCUGUGACUGUAGGAACUUGUCUUGUGAUUUAUUUUAGUUGCCUUGUUUGAUUUUAGACGUUGCAAUUGAAGAUAUGUACACUACAAUUGAUAAUACUUACUGCAAAAGCUUAGUAAAAAUUCACCAUCCUCUAUUAAAAAUAUCGUUCUGUAGCACUUAUGAUUGAUAGCUAUCGAUUUGUAUUAUAUAAUACAUUCAAUUUUGAAACAUUACCUUUGUUUACUAUUUGAUAUAGGAUAAGCCACUUUUUAGUUUACUAUAUCAUUUAAGUCUCAUAAAAACAUAUCUGAAAUAAUUAAUCGAAAUAAAGCAAUAACUCUAAAUCUAGUGUCGAUCAUAACGUGUAUUGUAAAACUACUCAUAACUGGCAGUAUUCAUACUUGAAGUAUUAGGACUGUUGUAAAAUGUUCGUUUAUUUCGUGAUUGUGCUACAGAUGCUUUAUAGUAAGGAAUAAGUUGUUAUAUAGUGUGAUUGAUUUGUAAUUGGUUUAUAUACAUUUUAUAUUGUACUGUGAUUCAUUAAUCUACUUACUUUUGUUGUUUUUUUUUUAUGAAAUAGAAUGUGUAACGAAAAGGCAAAUUGUAAGCAGUGUUUUAUAUAGUUGUUAAGAAGGCUAUAUUGUAAAUUUGUAAUUAAUAAUUAUAUCUUAGGUGGUGAUCUGAUUGGUAAUUAACAUUUAAUGUUUAUUUCUAACAUUGUUCUACAAGAGUUCCGAAACUAUGCCUGCACCAAUUUUGUUACCAACUAUAUUUACAAUUUGUUUCCCACCUAUAUAAAGUUACUAUAUUUAAGAAGGGAGAGUUUGUGUUGAGUUAAGGAAGCGUUUAUUCGCCGUAAAACUUAUAAAUGGUACUGUAAGAAAAGUUGCUCACGCAAUAUUGCAGCUUUUGUCAUGCACAGUGACGUCGUUCGUUGUUUGACCUUACAUCUUAUCGUCGCAGUGAUUUGUUGCUAGUACAGAGAGACAUUCUAAACUUAGUAACGCGCUUCGAAGGUCGAUGACUUUACAUUUUAGUGUAUGGACAAAUACGGUACACAAAUUUUAGAUCAAGCAUCUACACAGUUCAGUAAUAUUUUACCAAUAAAUAACUAUAUUUUUUGAAGAUUAGCUUAGUUUAGCGAAAGUAGUGUUUUAGCAUUACAAGGGAUGACCGUAUAGGGAACAAAAUGCCUUUAGUAGCUAUGUUUGCAAAGACAUAGUUUUGCAAAACUCUGUUAAGCGUACCUGACGUAUAUCUCAAUAUAUUUUCCUGUUAGAUGUUGCUCGAAACAAUUAGUCCUGGGAGGAUCAGGAAAUUAAAAAAACUAAAAUCUUGAAUUUAGAUAAUCUUCCCUCAAACACUUCCUUCUUUAUAUAUUAGUAUAGAUUCGAAUAAAAAGGAUACUGAAUGCUGUAUAUAAAAAGGCUAUUUAUUUUACUAAAUCUAUGAUAUUUAUGCUCUUUCAGUUAUGUGAUUAUGUUAUAUACUCAGUAUCAGCAGACGUCGGAAAACGGUCAUGUCAAUUCUCUACAACAGUUUUAUUACCAAUGAUGACCAAGUCAAUUUUCCUUUAAAUUGUGAUAGUCCAUAAUUAUAUAAAAAAACUUUAAGUGAUAUUUUGGUUGAUGGCGUAUA
Molecule: messenger RNA, 3428 nt
Organism: Trichoplusia ni (cabbage looper)
Lineage: Eukaryota; Metazoa; Arthropoda; Insecta; Lepidoptera; Noctuidae
Product: transmembrane protein adipocyte-associated 1 homolog
Exons: 6
Coding region: 321-1448 (375 amino acids)
Biological process (GO): G protein-coupled receptor signaling pathway
Cellular component (GO): plasma membrane
Molecular function (GO): G protein-coupled receptor activity
Source: RefSeq, a predicted model, not a curated record